This is a messenger RNA of Cyclopterus lumpus (lumpfish), 3846 nucleotides long. RefSeq names its product FAM161 centrosomal protein A (gene fam161a). The transcript has 7 exons. Lineage: Eukaryota; Metazoa; Chordata; Actinopteri; Perciformes; Cyclopteridae. The record is from RefSeq and is a predicted model, not a curated record. Gene Ontology annotation, biological process: cilium organization. Bases 639 to 2963 code for a protein of 774 amino acids. Gene Ontology annotation, cellular component: cilium.
UUUUGAAACCCUUAUAUGGCUGAAUUUAAAGUUACGGUAAUUGGUAUAAUUUGUUGUUUGCCCCUGUAAAUCUUCAAGAUUAUUCCACAUCAGUUUUCCACAUGGAUGAACUUUGCUCUUAGCAAGAAACAAAAUUAUUCAACAUUUUUUUAGAACGUUCACAUAUUGUUGAACAAUGAAUUGGCAAACAAGGCGUUCUGAUUAUAUGAGUGUUAGAAAAAACUGUUCUAUAAAAUAGGCCAUAUUGACAUACACUUAAAAAAACAAACCUGAAAUAUAUUAAUAGACACUCUCCUCCUCAAGCUAAAUUAUUUAUUAUAUUUAAAUAUCUUUAAUAUUUUCCGACUACUACUUCCACCACGAGAUGAUUCGGCUAUAGUCAGCUAAUUUGUUAAAACUAUUAUGCUUUUAUUUUGUUACUGAACCCGCCUCUACUCUACUUCCUGUCGCGCUGCGUCACUUCCGCCCCAAACGACUUCCGUUGCUAAGGAACCAACCUGGAUACGCCGUCCCUCGGGCACGCAGCACGGCGGCUCCUGGCUACUCUCAAAAAUACCGUAUAUUUAAAAACGUCAUAUAUAUAUAUAUAUAUAUACUUUAUAUAUAUUUUAAACAACUGGAACUAAUUCUACGACGUCAUGGCGAACGCCCACCGGACCAACGUGCUGGUCACGUCAUGUCUGAAGACGCCGGUGGACCCGCGCACCAGAGCCCCGUUAGCGUCCUACGAGCGCGAGAGAGUGCUGCCGCACGCGGCCACGUGUCACCGGGACCACCGGGACCACCGGCACCGGGACGAGGAGCUGGAGUACGAGGACUCGGGCUCCGAUUCCUGUGACGAGGACCACGUGGGGAAGAAGGGCGGUCCUCUCGCGACGGCGGACUACAGAGGGGCGGGAGACCGCCUCGACCUGAGCGAGAUCUUCUUCUCCAACGAGGAGUACUACAGCAAGCUGGAGGAGCUGAAGAAGGCCCACCUGCGCACCAUGGCGGAGCUGGAGAGCAUGUACCGGCAGAAGCUGCAGCUCAGGGCCGUGGCGCCCCUGGAGGCGGGCGGCCACAGGCUCCUGUGGUCGAGCAGCAGCCCGGCAGCUUCGCGGCGUCUGAGGAAGUCUCUCUCUGCCGUUGAGCUCAGGAGGAGCUCCGGAGCGUCGGACUCGGCAGACGGAGAUGAAGACGCCACCGACGAGGUGGGAAACGGUCCUCUCUUUUCCCCCAAAGAACACAUCAAGAACAUGUGGCGCGACUUCCGGCUGUCGCCUCACCACCACCACCUGUCGUCCUCCUCGGUGCACAGCCUGCCGGCGGGCCAGGGGACGCCGCCGAAGGGAAAAGGGAGGAAGAGGCGCGAAGACGGGGAGGAGGAGGAGGAGCUCUGGAGACACAGGCUCACCGUCCCGAAGCCCUUCCAGAUGAUGCUGCGCGAGGCGGAGCGGCAGAAGCGCGGCGUGAAGUCGCGCGCGCAGAUCGAACAGGAGAACGCGGAGCUGCGGCGGCGGCUGGAGGAACUGACGGAGUGCCAGAAGAAGUUCCGCGCCGCCGCCGUGCCGGCUCACGUCCACCUGCCGCUUUACGAAGAGCUGCGGGAGCGCAAAGAGGAGCGGCGGCGGCGGCGGGAGGACCAGCACCCUCGAUCCGCCCAGAAGCCCUUCAGCUUCCUGGAGAGGGAGCGGCUGAAGAAGGAGCAGAAGCAGCUGCACCCGCAGCAGCAGCCGUCCGACCAGGAGGCCGUGAAGCCCUUCAAGGCCAAGCCCGUGCCCAAGGCGGUGUACGCGGCGGCGUCGGGGGAGCAGAUGAAGGAGGAGCAGCUGUAUCGGUCCAUCAAGAUCCAGAUGAGAGCGCAGGAGAUGCUCCACAGCGCCUCCAUGCCUCGCAGCAUGCUUGCGCGGCGCCUCAGCGACCGCAAGAAGACCGGCGAGGAGGGCGGCGCCGCCGCGGCCUCGGGGGACGACAGCUUCUCCCACAGGCCCCACAUCAACGCCGAGGUGCCCGACUUCAACGCCAGCUACCGGCGCUUCCAGAGGCACCUGGAGAAACAGAAAGGGGCGAAGCCCACGACCGCCUGCGAGCCCUUCGAGUUGAGGACGUCGCGCAUCACUUCGCACCGCGAGCGCAUCCUGGCCGACAUCGAGAAGGAGCAGAGCAGCCCGCGGACGAGCCGCUGGCCGUACGUCAGCCCCGGGCCGGCUCGCAGGGCGACCUCCAGCCGCUGUUCCUCCCUCUCCGGCAGCCUGGAGCUCCUGCCCACCAAAGUCACGGAUGCCAGCAAGAAGCGCGAGGAGGCCGUGAGAAAGGUGCUGGAGGAGAGGAAGAAGGCCGACGAGGAGGAGGAGCGCUGGAAGGAAAGGCAGAAGCGGAGGGAGAAGAAGCUGCAGAGGGUGGUGCUGAAGCGCGCCCAGGCCAACGACCCCCACCUGGCGCUCUCGCAGACGCACCCGACCAAGCUCAAAGAAUUCAGGAAACAAGAGCUUCAGCGCAAGAAGGAGUACGAGCAGGAGAUUAAAGAGAUGCAGCAGAGGGUGAAGGGGAGGCCGCUGCUGCUGGAGCAGGUCGCACAGAGGAACGCCAAGCAGGCGGCGGAGAAGCGCUUCACGGACGCCGUGCACGGGUGUGAUCUGACGGAGGAGUUCAUCAGCAGCACGGCGGCACGCCGAGCCUCCGCCGCCGGUGACGGCAAACACAGUGACCAAGAGGAGCCGGACAUGGGAUACAAACCGGUCCACUACAGGAAGGUGCUCCUGGAUGACGAGGGCACCCCGGAGGAAAGGGACGGGGGCAGCGGCGCCGCUUCACCGGGCCGCCGCGACGGAGGGGACGCCGCCGCUGGCCGCCGCUCGGGUGGUGACCACCGCGCCGACGACGACGACGACGACUCGGACGGAAGUUACCGAUACUCGGACGAUCACGAGGACUACUCGGACGACAGCGAGCACGAGGCCGCACGGCAGGAGGCGGCCAAGUGAUGUCAUCGUGUUUUAAAAAACAACAACUCAAGAACGCUGAAGAGGAGGCUCGUUAUCCCAUAAAUGAGGAUAUUUAAAGAUCUUUAACCUGAGGUACAUAUUACACGCUCAUUAGUUCACUCUACCGUGAGCAGUUAGUUGGGAUUGUGGGCGCUCUUGAAUAAUCAGCAUCAUUUUUUCGCAUCAUUGCUGAUAUUUAUCUUUUUUUUUAAAUGUGAAAUGUGAAUUAAUUUCAGUACUUUUGUUCUGUUUUUCCCCCAUCGUUGGAAUUUUUGAGGGCUCAAUAAAAUGCACAUGUUUCCCAUCUUAACCAACGUAUUUUGACAAUUUUCACAGCAUAAAAAGCACAAUAAUUAAUAACAUUGAUGACCCUCAAUACCCUCCAUGCGACGUACUAAUACAGCCUUUACUCGGCAUACUGCACCAUUUUAUACUGACAGGAAAUGGUCAUACGGGCAAAACAAAAACAAAGUGUUAAUAUGUGUAACUACGAAUAGUUUCUUUAACUUGUUAUACAUUUAUUCGCAGUUAAAGAUGUGUUAGAUCAGAACGUAAUCUACGAGCUAUUACCUUGUAUAUAUAUUUUUUUAAAUAAAUAUUAUUGGUUUAACUAUGAAGCCUUUUGUAAUAAACAAACUCAGGAUAUAAUAUCAUGAUAAAUGAAUGAAUCUGAAAUGUAUUCAUGACUCUGAUAAUAUUUUUUACUUAACUAAUGUUUUGAAUGCAGGAUUUUAACUUAAAUAAGUUAUUAGUACUUUUACUUCAAAAAAAGAUCAGAAAACUUCUUCCACCAAAGUUUAAGACGUUUUUUUUAAACGGAAGCAGCUGAAUGGAAUUUGUCCGUCGUAAAUUUAUAUUAUUUACAGCUGUGCUGUGACAAAAA